Molecule: messenger RNA, 2440 nt
Organism: Myxocyprinus asiaticus (Chinese sucker)
Lineage: Eukaryota; Metazoa; Chordata; Actinopteri; Cypriniformes; Catostomidae
Gene: sv2
Product: synaptic vesicle glycoprotein 2
Exons: 13
Coding region: 101-1663 (520 amino acids)
Biological process (GO): transmembrane transport
Cellular component (GO): membrane
Molecular function (GO): transmembrane transporter activity
Source: RefSeq, a predicted model, not a curated record
CACGCCCAUCAGCGCGUAUGUUUACAUAAGUGAAUCAGCUGAUCUGAUCAGCGAUCAUGUCGUUUAUAAUUACACAAACUUUAAUCUGAGCAUAUAAUCGAUGCCUCGACGGGGUCAUGGAGACACGGAGCCGCUGCUUCAGUCCUCUCACGACGAUGAAGACGGUGAUCAAGUGUGCGGCAAGAAGCUCUCUUAUGAGGUGGCAGUCGAGGAAGCAGGGUUCGGGCUCUUCCACUGGCUGCUGUUGGUCGUCUGCGGCUGGGCAAAUGCCAGUGAUGCCGUGGAGAUCCUGUGUGUGUCCUUCCUCCUGCCCACUGCACGCUGUGACCUCCAGCUCAGCUCGGCCGACAUGGGAGUCCUCACUGCCAGCAUAUUCCUCGGUAUGAUGGUGGGCGGUUAUGUUUGGGGGUAUCUGGCCGAUCUCAGAGGGAGACGCAGCGUUCUGGUCGUGUCUUUGGCAGUGAACGGCACGUUUGGGGCCGUGGCGAGUUUGGCCCCGAGUUUCUGGCUCUUUCUGCUUCUGCGGUUCUUCAGUGGAGUCGGAGUUGGUGGAUCCAUUCCCGUGAUCUUCUCGUAUUUUUCCGAGUUCCAGCCGCGACUGCGGAGGGGAGCUAUGAUCAGCGCUCUCGCCACCUUCUGGAUGGCUGGAAAUAUUUUAGCAGCAGGUGUGGCUUGGUUGGUCAUCCCCAGGACAUAUCUUAAUGUUCAUUUGGGCUGGUUGGAUUUUCAAAGUUGGCGUCUUUUCGUGGUCCUCUGCUCCAUCCCCAGUCUGUCAUCAGCACUGAUCUUCAAGCUCUUCAUGCCAGAGAGUCCCAAGUUCCUCAUGGAGGCUGGGCGUGAGACAGAGGCUCUGUCUGUGUUCCAGAAGAUGUUUAGACUGAACAACAGAGGUGUCGUCAAACCAUUUCCUGCACAAGGGCUUGUUAUCAGACCUAAAGAUGACGAGGAGAAGAUCAGACCCAGUACAGGCUCAAGAUCUGAACGUUUCUGUGGCCUUCUCAAACGGGCACUUUCCCCCAUUAAGCAGCUGUUUGUUGGACCGCUGGCUUCCAGAAGUGUUGUUCUGCUGAUAAUAUUUUACUGCAUUUCAUUUGGGUAUUAUGGGUUGUGGAUGUGGUUUCCGGAGCUGUUUAAGAGAGCAGAAGAUGGAGGGUCUCCAUGUGCCAACGCAUCUAGAGUCCAAAGCUCAGAGAAUGAAAGCUGCUACCCUGUCAAAACUGCUGUGUACAUGGAGGGUUUCGUAACCGCAGCCUCAAACUUGCCUGGAAACAUCUUCACGAUCUUGGUCAUGGACAAGAUCGGAGGGAAAAUCCUGCUCUCUGUCAGUCUGCUGGUGUCCAGCGUGAGUGUGUUUGUCAUCUACGUGGUGAAGACUAAAUCUCAGAGUCUGCUCGUGUCCUGUGUGUUCAGCGGAGUCUCCGUCAUCUCCUGGAACGCUCUGGAUGUGGUGGGGACGGAACUCUAUCCAACACAACUACGCUCCUCGGCUCUGGGAUUUUUCACUGGAGUGGGCCGUGUGGCGGCGAUCAUGGGAAAUGUCGUUUUUGGGCAGCUGGUGGACUCUAACUGUGCUGUACCUCUGCUGCUGGUCUCUGCACUCCUUUUGGCGGGAGGACUGGUGGCUCUACGUCUGCCACAAACUAAACAGACUGAACUUACAUGAUACACACAUGCAGUUAGCAUCAGCCAAGUCAAAGCAUGUGAUUCUUGGACCAAAAUACCAAACCAAAGAGCUUUGUUUGCAGUUUCGCCAAAUGUUGCACAAGAGCACUUUUGGAAGCCUACACGUUUUCUUUUACUUUUCUGUGCUGAUUGGAAUUCUGACUACACUCUUAGUAGUUGAAAGCAUCGUUAAAGUAGUCAAAAUAUUUAAUAAACUAACACACAAGGGAUUCUGUAAAAUCUUCGUGUCAUGAAAAACAGUCCAAGAUGAAGGAUGUGUUUAAACUUUUAAAGUCAACAUAAAAGGGCUCAAAAUCUGAAUUUCGAUUAAAGAUUACAAAGAUAAUCAAUGAUGAAUCAUGCAAAAUAAGACCAGGAAAAUGUAUUAAGGGUCAUAUUUGAUUUCAUGUUGACUUUGUUGUAAAUCCAUGUGGAAUCGUAGAAUAUAUGAUCAAUUUAAAGGAACAUUUUAUAAAAUUAUUAGCUUCACAUUUCUACCCUCCAAAAAUUGGUCCCCAUUGACUUCCAAUGGAAGUGCCUCACUGUAACUUUGAUUUGAGCUUUCUAUAAAGAAAAGGAGGGACAAAUCGCAAUUAUUGUUUGCGGUAAUCAACAUUAUGCCACAAAUGCUGCCAAUUGAGCUUAACAUGGAUUGAACCCGGAACAUUCUUUUAAAAUUUUGUUGAUUGUGUCAUUUUUGUAUGAGUGUAAAUUAUUAGCUUUUUUACAAUGGCUAUACAUUUUUUUAUUUAAAUAAACAGAACAUCCAAUGGAGCAA